This is a messenger RNA of Pseudo-nitzschia multistriata, 11170 nucleotides long. Lineage: Eukaryota; Bacillariophyta; Bacillariophyceae; Bacillariales; Bacillariaceae. The record is from the annotation of a GenBank genome assembly.
ACCAUCAUCGACUCCGUUUUGAUCGCUUUUUGUCGACACCCGAAGACCCGUACGCGAAGAAACAAAACCAAAAACAAAACAAAACGGUGAGGAAAUAAUGAAGUGUUUUGUGGUUGUAUAACUCUCCGUUUAAAAACAACGAGUGGAUGGAAUGCCAUGCCGGUCUUUGCUCACCCCAUCAUAAAAACUUAGUUCCUCAUCACCAAAAUAAGGGUCACCACACUGUACGUGACAGUUUUAAUAACCAUAGAGCAAAUAAGAUAUUGUAUCAACGGGUAAUAUCAGCAGCGAGACAAACAAUACCCUUCAAGAAAGUGUGUGACCGAAUCCACCAACAGCUCUGCCCUUCUAGACGACUCUGGUAAACGCUCUGUAAACACCAGAGCAACGCAAGCGACAUGCGAUCCUUGCGAUACAUCCUGUUCUUGGCGACUGCCGCCGUUGUAGCGAUGGCGGUCGCCACUGGAGAGGCCAACUCCUCCACACUAUCCGCAGUGAGGGAGGAACAUCCAGAAACACUGGAUUUGAAAUUCCGCGUUCGUCGUUAUCCCAACGAUGAAGACGAUGUCGAGAUCGACGAAGAAGACGACAAUGAUGAUGACGAUGAUGAUGACGAUGAUGAUGAUGACUCCUACGAGGACGAGGAGGAAGAUGCAUUGAGUCUGGACACUGACAAUGCGCACCAACCUGCUGACGGGGAAUCAGUUACCGAAGACGCUGCGAUUGGUGUCGAAGACGGACGAAGAAAGUUGUACAACGAACGGUUUGAAGAUCGAGUUAAUGUAUACUCAAAUAUGAAAAACGGGGAUACCGACGACAACCAAACUGGGCAAGCUCUGAAAAAGAACAGAAAGAAAAAGAGAAAUGGUAGAAAGGCCAAUGGGAAGAAUAAGAUAAAGAAGAAUAGUGGAUUCUCCGAGAAGCAGUGCAAGCGGCUGAAAAGAAAAUUCAAGCAAUGCAAAAAGAAAUUGGGCAAGGGCAAGUGCAACAAGUUGAAGAAGAAAAAGAAGAAAAAAAUGAGAAUGAAGUGCAAGAAGAAAAAGAAGGCGUGGAGAGCCUGUGAGAAAUGGCUGAAGGAAAACCCAGAAACAUCCGCCCCCGGGGAAUCUUCGGCACCGUCCUUAUCACAAUCGCCCUCCGCGUCUCCGUCCUCCAGCACCAAUCCCACCAUUUCGACAUUUCCAAGCAUGGUACCAACAGUCUUAAGUUUCGAGAAAGAACGGAAGAGCCCCAAUAUUGAUUCUAUUGGCAAACCAAGUUCUUCACCAUCUAUGGUUGGCGGUAGGGACGGAUUCCUCGAAUCGCAGAGCCCAACACUCGAGAAGAUCAUCAUACCGAACGCCAGUGCAUCUCUUACAACAAAGGCGGCCUUCGACCAAAAUACGGCACCAUUAAUUGUGGAGGCCUCGUACAAAGUGGCUGUCCUCGAAAUCUUGAAGGGAUUCGACAUUCUGGAAGACGACAUCGUCGUUGACGUUGCAGCUACCAGGGCAGAUUGUGACCAAGUCUCUACCAAGCACUGCUUCAAGGUAGACUUGACCGUCAAGGCCGCCCCAGGUUCCAGCGUCGACCCAGAUGCUGCCAUUCAUUCGAUCAAGGAAGCCAUAGCGAACCGAGACUUUGCUACCAAGAUUCAUGAAGCAUCAGGUUUAACCGGUGUCAUCAUUUCUCCUUCGGCAAGCUCCACUUCUACCGCAGCUUUCGAUGCGAAUGAUGGAGUUACAGUUGAGGAUGUAGAGACUGCGUACAAUGAUGCUAUCAAGACCGUACUUCUAGAUUUCAAUAUCAUGGAGGACGAUGUACUCGUCGGUGUGAAUGCCGUAGAAGCAGAAUGCGGUGCUGAAGUUCCGAGCAAUAAGGAAUGUUUCAGAGUCGUAACAGAUAUUACGGUCUCCCCGACUUCGGAGAUUGAUCCAGAAACCGUCAUGAAAAAGAUCGAAAAAUCUAUCGCCAAGGAUGAUUUCGAGAAGGAGGUCGAGACAGCGUCUGAUUUGACCGGUUCGUCUAUUUCAAUCCCAACAGAAAAGUUAACUUCCAUUACCGCCGCGGUUGUUGACGAAAAUCAUGCCGCCGAUCCGUCAACUGUAGCGUCCGCGUACAAAGUAGCUAUCGAUGACAUUCUCAAAGAUUCAAACAUCGACGAGGACGAUUUUCUUGUCGACAUCCAAGCUGUCGCUGUUGACUGUGGUGAAAGCUUACCUGGCAAGAAGUGCUAUGAAGUGGUAUCCGUGAUCUCCACUUUCCCGACUUCGGAUGCUGAUCCUAGCACCGUCCUUGACAUAAUCGAAACAGCAGUUGGCCAAGGUACUUUGGCAGAUAAGGUUGAUGCUUUGGGUUUGGAUGAUGUAAUUAUUUCAAAUGCACCGUCUUCGUCUUUUAUUACGUCGGCAUCUUUUGGUCCAAAGACCAUUGCCGGGAAAGAUUUGACAGUUGACGACGUGGAGAGUGGAUACAAAACGGCGAUUAUGUCCAUCCUUGAGGGAGCCGGUAUUUCUGUUGAUGAUGUCACUCUUGAUGUCGAUGUAGUCGAAAGGACCUGUGAUGCCAAGGAAUCCGACAAGAGGUGCUUCGGUGUGGAAACCACAAUCACUACUUCCCCAAGUUCAAGUGUCGACCCAGAAGCUGCCAUCAAAUUGAUCGAAAAGCUCAUCACGAAAGAGGACUUUGCUGACACUACCGAGACAACAGGUUUGGUAGAUACUGCUAUCUCGAGCGUGCCAUCUUCGACUUCGGUCACGAUUGCAUCUUUCGAUCCUACUACAUCCAAAGGAACAGAAACAGCAGCCCAUGACGUCGAAGUCGCAUAUGAAAAAGCAAUCAAGUCCAUCCUGAGUGAAUCUGGCGUUAUGGCCAAUGAUGUCGUCGUUGAUGUUGUAGCAAUUCCUGUUGAUUGUGACUCGUCUGCCGAGAAGUGCUUCAGCGUCAAAUCUAAAAUCACACCUUCCGUGUCGUCUGACCUCGAUCCAGAAGAUGUGAUCGACCUGUUGGAAACAGCUAUUACCCAAGGAACGUUCACUGAUAAGAUCGAGACAGGUUCUAAUUUGGAAAAUGGAAUCAUAUCGAAUGCACCAUCAUCAACUUCCAUCACAAAUGCGUCGUUCAAUGAAGAGACCAUUUCAGGAAAACCGGCAACAGUAAUGGAUGUGGUCGGUGCAUAUGAAAAAGCUAUCGAAGAUUUUCUCGAGAAGGCCAACAUUGUAAACGGUGUUGAUGUACUUGUUGAAGUUGACGCAAUUGAGACCACCUGUGAUCCGGCCUUAUCAACCAAGAAGUGCUUCGCUGUGGAGAUAAUCGUGACAGCUGCGUCGGACUUUGCUGUCGAUCCGGAUUCUGUCAUUAAUAAAUUACAAAUUGCGAUCGAUCACGGUGAUUUCGCAAAGAAGGUCGAGGUGGGAUCAGGUUUGGCACAAGCGAUCAUCUCCAGUGCCCCGUCUUCGUCUUCAGUUUCUACCGCCGAAUUUGGCCACGACACCACAACAGGGGAAGCUCCAAAUGCCAAUGAUGUGGAAGCUGCAUAUAAAGAAGCAAUUGGAGAAAUCCUUGAUGUAGCCAAUUUUGUUGCUGAGGACGUUAUAGUUGAGGUCGGAGCAAUUGAAGUCGAUUGUGCUGUCAAUACCACUGAUACUAAAUGCUUCAAAGUUGAGACAAUUGUAACAGCAAUGCCAGAUUCUGAAGUUGACACCGAUGCUGUGAUCACAGCAAUUGAUACUGCCAUUGUUCAAGAGGACUUUACGAAGGAGAUUGAGAAGCUGUCAGAUUUGACAGACGCCAUUAUCUCCUCCACACCAUCAUCAUCUUCGAUUUCUAAUGUUGUCGUUGAUGACAAUGAUUUAGCAACAGAAGAGACUAUUGAAGAGGGAUACCAGGUAGCUAUUGAAGACAUCCUAGAUGAAUCAGGUAUCACACCUGACAAUAUCUUUGUAGAAGUUGAAGCUCUUGAGACAGAAUGUACGGACACCUCGACAGAGACCAAGUGCUUCACAGUUGAGACGACGUUGACAGCUUCCCCAACUUCUGAUGUUGAUCUAUCCAAUGUGAUUCAAACGAUAGAAAAUGUCAUCGCUGAUGAUAUGUUCCAAGAAAAGGUCGAGGACGUGACGAACGCUAGUGGUACUGCUGUAUCCAUCCCACUUGAAACUGCCACCUCUAUUUCAAAUGUUGCGCUCGAGGAAGGCUCGGCAACAACAGCCGAGGAGAUUAAAUCGGCAUACGAAGAGGCAAUCAAAUCCAUUGUUGAUGAAGAAGAUAUCAUGGAAAAUAAAGUGCUUGUUGGAAUCGAAGUAGUCGAGGCGGAAUGUACAACGGAUCUUGCUGCAAAGAAGUGUUUUACUGCUACGUCGACCAUUUCGGCUACCCCGAGCUCUGAUGUCAACCCGACGGAUAUCAUUGAAAAGAUUGAGCAGGAAAUUGCUAAAGGUACUUUUGAAGAGAAGGUCGAAAAAGCACCAAGUGUGACUGACUCAAUCAUCUCAAAUGCACCAUCUUCAGUUAUAGUCAGCACAGGAGUUUUCGACCAACUUACAACGGAAGGGGCAAUAACGACUCCUGCUGAUGCGGAGGCCGCAUACAAAGAAGCCAUUAAGUCUGCCCUCGAAGAAUCAAGUAUUGUUGUAGAUGACAUUCUUGUGGAGGUCGAAGCUGUCGAGGCUGAAUGCGACAAUGCACUCUCUGACAAGAAGUGCUUUGAUAUCAUAUCAACCAUCACAGCUUCUCCAAGUUCCGGCAUAGAUAUUGAUGCUACUAGUGAGAAAAUGGAAUCAGUCAUCGUAGACGGUACAUUCGAAAAUAAGGUUGCAGAAGUGUCUGACCUGACAAAUCCGAGUAUUGCAAUAGCGUCACCUUCAAUUUCCAUCACAAGCGCAGUAUUCGAUGAAAACACCGCGACUGGCACAACCACAACAGCUGAUAAUGUUGCGACAGCUUACAAGGAAGCAAUUGAUGAGGUUCUCAAUGAUGAAAGCCUUGACUCAAAGGAUGUUGUUGUUCAAGUUCAAGCGGUUGAGGCUAACUGUGAAUCAGGUAUCAUUGCUAAGAAAUGCUUCGAUGUCGAAACAUCAAUCAUUGGUAUGCCAAGUUCCGGUGUUAAUUCAGAUAGCGUCAUUGAAAUGAUUGAAAUAGCUGUUGCCAAAGGUGACUUUGAAGAACAGUUGGACGAAACAACUGGAUUGACAAAUGCUAUCAUUUCGAAUGCACCAUCUUCCACUUCUAUCACCACCGCGGAAUUUGAGGAGAAUAUAACUGGAGGAGUAGCCACAACAGCGAAUGAUGUGGAGGCUGCAUAUAAAACUGCUAUUGAAGGCAUCCUUGAGGAAGAGAAUAUCGCUUCCGAUGAUGUGUGGGUAGAAAUAGAAGCUCUGGAGAAGGGAUGUGAAUUAGCUUCUGCGUCCACUAAAAAAUGCUUUCAGAUUGAAACAACUGUGACAGCAUCACCAUCCACCAGUGUCGACACGGAAGAGAUCAUUGACCAUAUCAGGACUGCGGUUACCCGGGGGGACUUUGCGGAUCAGGUUGAGACAGGUUCAGAUCUAUCUGGCGCACUCAUUUCAAACGCACMAUCUCUGGAAUCAAUCACGCACGCCGAAUUCAAUGAAACUACAGAACUUGGAGCGCCAACAACAUCUGAUGAUGUGGAGUCUGCAUAUGAGAAAGUAAUCCAAUCCAUCCUCGAGGAGACAGAUAUCAAGGCAGAUGAUGUUCUUGUUGAAGUCGAUGUAGUUGGAGUGGAUUGUGAUGCAGAUAUGACCGCUAAGAAGUGCUUCAAAGUUGAGUCACUUGUAACAGCUUUGCCAGGUUCUGAUAUUGAUACCGAGGCUGUCAUGGAUACAAUUGCAACAGCUGUUGGUAAAGGUGACUUUGCAGAGAAGGUUGAAUCACUGUCAGAUUUGACAGAUGCUGCUGUUACGUCUAUAGAAGCUCUAUCCUCCACUUCCAGUGCUAUUCUUGAUGAUGAUGCUUCGGCAACGCAAGCAAAUCUUGAAGCAGGAUAUCAAGUAGCCAUUGCAGAUAUCCUAGAUGAAUCAAAUAUUACACCUGAUGAUGGUUUUGUGGAAAUAGAAGUAGUUGCAGUGGAUUGCGAUGCUAAGUUUUCGCUGAAAAAGUGUUUUAGCGUGGAGACAACGUUCACAGCUUCCCCAACUUCCAAUGUUGAACCAGCAACCGCGAUUGAAGCUAUUGAAAUGGCCAUUGCGCAAGGGAAUUUUUCCGACAAAGUCGAAGCAACAAGCGAAUUGGUAAACACGAACCCAAUUAUUUCUGUUCCUCUUGUAUCAGCCACAUCCAUCUCAAACGCUUUCAUUGAUCAGGACGCUCUUGCAAGCAAUGAUGAUAUUCAAUCAGGAUUUUUAGAAGCAAUCCAAGAUACUCUAAAUGAAUCAGAUCUAAAAGAAAACAUCCUUGUUGAAGUGGAAGUGCUAGAGGCGGAAUGUAGCACCGAGUUGAAUGAAAAGAAGUGUUUCAGUAUCAAGUCAACCGUCACAGUAGCCCCAAGUUCUGGCACAGAUCCAGAGACUGUAAUGGAUAAGAUUGAAGUGGCGAUUGCUGAAGGUAAACUUGACGUAAAAAUUGAAGCGUCACCAGGUAUCACAGGUGCGGGAAUUUCAAACGCCCCGUCUUCAACUUCCCUUUCAAGCGCUUCAUUCGGUGAUUCUGCGACAGCAGAGGAUGUAGAGGCAGCAUACGAGGUAGCCAUUACGUCUACUCUUUUGGAAGAGAAUAUUGAUUCAGGUGAUGUUCUAAUUGACGUGGAAGCAGUUCAAAUCGACUGUGAUAAAAACUCGUCAUCCAAGAAGUGUUACGUUGUUGAGUCAGUUAUCACAGCUACCCCAUCGUCUACUAUCGAUCCAGCCUCUACAGUAGAGAAGAUAGAGAAGUCGAUCGACGAAGGUGACCUUGCCGGCCUCAUUGAGACUUCAUCGGGUUUGGUUGACGCAGUCAUUUCGAACGCACCUACGUCGACGACAAUUGCAACUGCAUCAUUUGGAGAUGAUAUCUUAGCAGGAUCACAAGACUACGUGGAGAGUGUAUUGGAAGUGGCAAUCAACGAUGUCCUCACUGAAGCCAAUAUUUCAACCGAUGAUGUUCUUGUGGAAGUAGGAUUAAUCGAGACCACCUGUGACUCUUCGGAAACAGAGAAGAAGUGCUUCAAUAUCGAAUCGACCGUUACCGCUUCUCCUUCCACUGGUAUUGAUCCUAAGGAUGUCAUCGAAGAGGUGAAAAAGGCAAUUGACAAAGGUGACAUUGUCAACGCGAUUGAGACGUCAUCGAGUUUGACAGAUGCGAAUAUUUCGAAUGCCCCAUCGUCGACCGCGGUUACAACGGCGGCGUUUGAUCAAAAUGAUGAAGCAUCGGCAGAAGACGUGAAAAAAGCAUAUGAAGACGUAGUCGAAAAUAUUUUGACAGAAGCCAAUAUUUCCACGAAUGAUGUUCUUGUUGAAGUUGAGGUAAUCGAAACUACAUGCAAAACUCAUAUGUUAUCGGACAAGAAGUGCUUUGAUGCCGAAGUAUCCGUAACAGCUCCACCUUCCACCGGAGUUGACCCGGGAUCUACCAUUGAAAAAGUCAAGGAGGCCAUUGUCGGGGGCGAUUUCGUGGAUAAAAUUGAAGACACUUCCAAUUUAGAAGGUUCAAUAAUUUCAUUGCCAAUCCAAUCGAGUGGCUCCGAUUCUACUGCAGCAGUUGAUAAAGUUACGACCACAGGACAGCCUGUUGGGGCCGAUGAUGUGGAAGAAGCAUACAAAGAGGUAAUCGACUCUAUUUUGGAUGAUUCUGGCAUUAGUAAGGAUGAUGUUGUUAUCGAGGUUGAAGCAGUAAAGGCCAACUGCGACGCAGAGUUAUCAUCAGACAAGAAGUGCUUCGAUGUUGAAUUUGUCGCCACCGGAUCAUCUCCAACUUCGGUAGUUGACCCUGAUGAUGUAUUGAAACAGGUGAAGGAAGAAAUUCUCGGAGGUGGUUUUGCGGAAAAGAUGGAUGAGAAGUCCGACUUGGAAGGCGCUAUUAUAUCAUUUCCGCCGCAAACAAGUAGCUCAAAUUCUGAUGCAGUGGUUGAUACAGUAACAUCAACAGGAAAACCUGUUGUGGCUGAAGAUUUGGAAGAAGCAUACAAAGAAGUUAUCGAAUCUGUUCUGGCAAAUAAUGACAUUGACAAAAAUGAAGUCACCAUUGAUGUCAAAGCAGUUGAGGAUGACUGCUCAGUAGAUGUAUCCUUGGAAAAGAAGUGUUUCAAUGUUGAAUCUGUUGUUACAGCUGAUCCAAACUCUGAAGUAGAUACAGAUGAGGUCAUAAAAGAUCUGGAAAAGGUCAUUACCGAUGGUGAUGUUAUUGUGAUGGAUCGUGACAAAGACUUUGAAUUUGUUCCCUCAUUGCCACCGGUAUCCAAUACCUUCAAGUCAGAUGUAGCAGUUGACCAAGUUACUGCUACAGGAAAAUAUACUGGAGCGAAGGAUGUAGAAGGAGCUUAUAAAGAAGCAUUUGAAACUAUUCUGGAAGAUGCCGGCAUUGCUGCAGACAAUGUUAGCGUGAAAUUCAGAGCAAAGGAGAGUGAAUGUGACAAUUUACCUACCGGGAAAAAGUGCUAUACUGUUGACUCUGCUGUCGCCGUUACUCCAGAGCGAGGUCAGCAUCAAGAAGAUAUUGACCAAAAGAUCAAACAGAUUGUUAGAGCAGUCUUUGAUGCAAUGCUUGAUGGUGACUUUGCUGACAACGCUGACAAAAAGUCAGAUUUAGAGGGUGUAAUUGUUACAUUACCACUUCAAACUAGUAGCAGCAAUUCUGAGGUAGUAGUUGAUAAGAUUACCGAAAUAGGAGAAGUCACUGGGGAGGAAGAUGUAGAAGGAGCAUUCAAAGAUGCAAUCAAAUCCGUGCUCAAUGAUAACAAAAUCAGCAUGGAUGAUGUUGUUGUGGAAGUGAAAGCAGUAGAGAAGGAAUGCAAAGAUUUGCCCUCUGACAAAAAGUGCUUCGAUGUUGAAUCUGUCAUCACAGGAUCAUCUCCGACCUCAGUUGUUGAUACCAACAACGUCAUUGACGAGAUGAGGGAUGCAAUCCUUGGAGGAGAGUUCUCUGAGAAGGUGGACGAGAAGUCUGAUUUGGAAGGUGCAAUCAUAUCAUUACCACUUGAAUCCAGUAGUUUCAAUUCUGAUGCAAUAGUUGACCAAAACACUGAAACAGGGGCUCCCAUUGAGGCAGGAGAUAUGGAAGAAGCGUUCAAUGAAGUGAUAGAGUCUAUUUUAGAAGAUGAUGGCAUCAGUGUGACUGACGUUGUUGUUGACUUGAAGGCACUCGAGGUUGAUUGCGAUGACUCCUUAUCGGACAAGAAGUGCUUCAAUGUAGAAACCACCAUCACAGCUGAUCCAACAACCGGAGUUAACACUGACGAUGUCGUGAAGAAGGUUGAAAUAGCUAUUGCAGAAGGAGACUUUGGCGUCCAGGUGGACGACAAGACAGGCUUGGAUGGUACGAACAUUUCCUUGCCAGAGGUUCCAAACGGUAUUCCAUCGGCCAGUACUAUGACAAACGCAGCAUUCGUUUAUAAUACAGCAGAAGAGGUCGUAGAAGCCAGUUAUGAAGUGGCCAUCGUAGAUAUCUUGGAAGAAUCAAAUAUUAUGAGUGAAGGCGUUGUUCUUGAAGUUGAAGCUGUCGAGGGUGAAUGCGGAGCCAAUUUGUCCGUGAAAAGAUGCUUUGAAGUAGGAAUUACUGUAGGUGCUACUCCAAGCUCUGGGAUCGAUCCUGAUAUUGCCAUGCAAGAAAUUGAAAAGGCAAUAUCCGAAGGUGCUUUUUCGGAAAAGAUUGAGAGUUCAGGAGUCUCGGGUGGAUUCUUCUCUUUAGGACCUUUGAAAGGACCAUCUGCCAUCUCUACUUCCAAAUUGAAUGUGGCUGAUGAAAAUGCGACAAGUGAGGAUGUGAAAACUGCUUACAGCGGUGCAAUCGAAGACUUAAUUGAGGAGAUAAACAUUGAUGCUGAUGCCGUUGCUACUGACAUCAAAGUAGUUGAGGCAGAUUGUGAAGGAAGUGCGGAAGGAAAAUGCUUCACAGUCGAAGCAGUUGUCACAACUUUGCCAGGUUCUGGUGUCAAUCCAAAUGACGUCGUUGAAAAGCUCGAAAGUGCCAUUUUACAAGGUGAUUUCGACGAUGUUCUGAUGAAUACAGGUUUGUUAGAAACAGCAACUUCGCUGCUCGCCUCGCUUGAUUCCAACGUGUCUUUCGAUAAUCCCGCCGCGACAACCGACGAAGUCGAGACUGGAUACGAUGAAACAAUCAAAGCAAUCCUUGAAGAAAACGGCAUUGCAGACGGCGUCAAGGUUCAUAUCGAUGCUAUCCCGACCGACUGUUUAUCAGGAAGUGAUGGGUCGUGCUUUGAGGUGGAGUCCAAUUUUACAGCUGUUCCAGGAACUGGGGUUGAUCCAAGAGAUGUAAUUGAAAAAGUUGAAGAAGCAAUUAAGGAAGGCGAUUUUUCCGACGUACUCGCGCAAAAGCCAGAUUUGACAGGCGCAGAUGUUUCAGUUUCAUCCAGUCCUUCGGGGGCACCCGUUCCCGGUACCGAUGCCCCCUCUGGGGCACCCACCGAUACUUGGGCGCCCACUACCUUCCUCCCGAAGUGCAAAGUUUCGCGCAAAUCUGAUCUAGAUGCUGUUGUUGACGUCUUGACAGCCAUCGAUGAGGGAUGGAUCGCUGCCACUUUCAAUCGCAGAUUGGAGAAUGUGAGGUGCGUCGAUUGCACCGGAGUUGAAUUCGUCGAUUGCCGCGACGUAGAAUGCGUCGCGAGAAACUCUUGUGCGAAUACAUCAUUUAAAAGUACGGUCGACACUUUUGAUCCAUCCAUAUCGGAGGAAGAACAAAUGAACGUGCACUGCAUUGGAGAUCACAGUUGUAGGAGCGGUGACUUUACAGGCAUCGAUGCCAUCACCUGCCGUGGAGAAGAUUCCUGUGCCCAGGCAAUUGUCAAACGCAGUUACGAUUUGGAGUGUGCGACUGAUAACUCCUGCAGAGGCUUAGAAUUCCAGUAAAGGAGAUUGGAACACUGAAGUAUCGCAUCUCUAUCAAUCGCCUGCCAAGUAAAGUCCAGUAACUGGAGUCUCAAUGGGGCAGAUCCAGUAGAGUACGGAAAAAAAUUAUCAUGCGUGUUGUUAAAAAUGAAAAAAAUUGUGGAUAACAGAAUGAAUAAAUUAGAACAGCAUAA